Molecule: messenger RNA, 2498 nt
Organism: Mercenaria mercenaria
Lineage: Eukaryota; Metazoa; Mollusca; Bivalvia; Venerida; Veneridae
Exons: 2
Coding region: 138-1832 (564 amino acids)
Molecular function (GO): zinc ion binding
Source: RefSeq, a predicted model, not a curated record
GAUCUUAAGUAAAUUCUCGUCUACCAUUAUUUUUUGGUUAUUUCAAAUGUUGAACGAUCGAUAAUAUAUAUAGUUGCUUAAAUUAACAGCUAUGUAUAUGGGAAACUAAAGAAGUGUUUGGUUUUGAAAGCGUAAACAUGGCGGAAGGAGGACAUUUGUCACAAAGUGUGCUCGGGGCCUCUGAGGAAAUAUAUGAUUACAACUGUUCGCCGUGCGAAGAAUCUGGAGUUUAUAAGGAAGCACAUAAAUACUGUGAUAGUUGUAAGUUGUAUUAUUGUAAGAAAUGUCUCGGCGAUCACAGAAAAUUUCCGGCUUUAAGAGGACACCUGAUAAAAGAUGUGACCUGUCAGCCGAAACCUGCCAUUCAAACUAGGGCAACUGGCGCAUCAACACAACCAACUGAGCCGUGUGACAACCAUCCCGAAGAAGUGAUAAAGAUGUAUUGUGGUAAACACGAUGUUGUCUGCUGCACUGUGUGUAUAGCACUCGAUCACAGAGAGUGCAAAGACGUUCACUACAUUCUAAAGCUGGCUAAAGAUAUCAGAACAAGUCAAGUAUACAUCGACUAUGUGGAGGAGGUGAAAAGAAUCAAAAUCAUGUAUAAAGAAACUAAACAGUCCAUCCAAGAUGAAUUACAAACAAUAAGCAAUGUUAAGACUGAAGUUAUCAAUGAAAUAAAAGAGUACAAGCAAGAAUUAGUUUCAAAAAUAGAAGAACUCGAGAGUAGGUCGCUUGAGAGAGUGAAUGAAAGGUAUAAGCAAAUCACAGAAAGAAUGAAUGUAACUUCAAGUCAUGUUGAUGAAUUAUUAGACAAGGUAACAAGACUUGUGCGAGAGAUCGAUAAUACUAGUGAGGCACAGCUGUUUGUUCAAAUGAAACAAAUGAGACAAAUGAAAAACGAAAACGAUAUGAUUGACAAAGAAGUUAAAACGUUUGAAGGACUGAGUUUUUCAUUAGACGACAGUAUUAGAAAUGCUCUCACUAAUUUCGACGGACUUGCUAUCGCAAACGUACCUCUAAAAAUUCUUUCGAAGAAAGAGUUUGAUAUUAUAUUCUUUGAUGACUUAAAGAACAAGUACGAUGUACGUGAUAUAUGUAUCUUGGAUGAUGACACCUUGGUUAUGACAUGUGACGACAAACUGAAACGAUUUACAAGGUCAUUGAAUAAACUGGCUAACAUGUCGGUCCCAGGGGAACUGUGUGGUAUAUGCAAAACUUCAAAGUCAAAAGAAUUAGCUGUUACAAUAAGAGACAGGCAAACAAUAGGGUUUGUUCAGUACACUGAAAGAAAAAUGUCCAUGACAAAAUCGUUCAAAGUAGGUGUUUCAUGCAAAGGUAUUUGCUGUAGAGGUGACUACCUGUUCGUCACUUGUGGCGGAGGCGACGGUGACAAUGUACUAGGUCAUUUAAGAAAGUAUGAUAUGAAAGGUAACCUUAUAUGCACAAUUGACACUGACAAUACCGGCCGACGAAUUUUCACUUCUCCCCGUCUUAUGACUCUCGAUUCCAGCACAAAUAACAUAUAUACAGCAGACAGAGACAACGGAAUAAUUGUUCUUGACAGAAAUGGAAAGAUUAAAAGCCACUUGUAUGAUUCUUUUCUGAAGUAUGGAUUUGGUAUUUGUCUUACAACUAGGAAUAAUAGUCUUGUGUCUGGCGUUCUUUCCUAUAUACAUCAAUAUGAUGAAAAAUUCAGGAAUGUAGGAACAAUCUUGAGCCUUACGGAUAAAAUGCAUUAUCCUUUAGGCAUACUAAUUGAUGAAUCAAAGAAACAGUUAAUUGUUGGCAUGCAAAAUAACAAUAAAAUACACGUUUUUGAAGUUGAAUGUUAAACGAGACUGUAUAUAUUUAAAGAAAUAGGCGAUAUGCAGAUAUUUGUGUCUUUGUGUACGUUUUCGAUAGGAUGCUGUCAGAAACAUGUGCAUUCAUAUGCAAUUUCAUGUAUAUAUAUAACAUUAGUCAUUUUUGUGAUUUUUGUGCAAUUACUUCUAUAUUUUUAAACGUCUGAUAUAGAUAAAUCCUGUUUUGACAAGUUUGGACGUGUAAUGCAAUGUAGUAAAUUUGUAAUUAGGCGUUGUUAUUCGACCAUUGACAAAUUCUUUCAUAUGAUAUACAUCAAUAUGAGGAUAAUUUCAUGAAUGUAGGAACAAUCUUGAAACUUACGGGUAAAAUGCAUUAUCCUGGAGGCAUACUAUUUGAUGAGUCAAAGAAACGGUUAAUUGUUGGCUUGGAAAAUCACAAUAAAGUAUACGAGUACCGUUAUGACACUACAUGUUAGAAAUGUAGCUAAAAUUCGGCCAAGAGUUGUUUCAUUGGCAUGUGUCUUCGUAAAAUGUCCUCGUUGAAAGAUCCUGUUUUGCCGCGUUCCCGUUUCGUUCCUAUGCAAAAUCAAUGUUACUGACAAAGUAGUUUACAUUGGCCAUUCAAUACCGGAGAGUUCAUGUAAAAAUGACUUUCGUCAUCUGUUGCGGCGGCGACAAUUAUAACGUCCAAUGUCA